UUACGACAAGAAUUUCUCAGACGCAAAACAAAAUGUCGCCGGUUUCUUCUCGUUUUCAAUUAUCGUUCAAAGCGAGAAUAUGCGGGAUUCAAAAUGGCCGCGCCCAGGAGUUCAGAAAAUAAAGAAGGAAAGAGUAAAGAUGUUCUCAUCUCUAAUGUCAUAGAUGCACAGAGAGUAAGGAAAGUUUUAGAGGAGAACAAAAUAUUUGACAACGGCCGAAGAUUGAAGAAAACUUCAAAAGGAAGAAUUGCAAUCCCAUUGAAAAAGUCAGCAAACUUGGAGACAAUUGUUGAUACUCUAUCUAAAAUUGGUAUUAUUGUUGAAAAAGAGUGUUUGAAAUUACCCCUGUCGAAAACUGCCCUGGCACAAACACCCUAUGAUUGUUUGGUUUCAUCCCUCCACGAUUUCCUUGGUAACGAUGAUGUCAAUUUCUCGACAUUGGUAAAGGAUAUACCGACCCACUGGGAGAGACAUGGCGAUCUAAUUGUGUUUUCAGGGAGCUUUUUUACGCACAAUAUAUGGCAAGGUUUGGGGCCUGGCCUGUGGAAGGCUGUGGCCACAAGUCUCGGCUGCUCCAGACUGGCACAGAAGGGUGUCAUCAGCUCCAACGGUUAUCGGUCACCAACAGUUGUCCUACUGCUUGGUGAUUGUGGAUGGGUGCAACAUAUAGACAAUGGUAUCAGGUACACCUAUGACCUGACCAAAUGCAUGUUCAGUGCAGGCAAUAUCACAGAGAAACUGAGGGUAGCAGGUUUUUACUGCCAAGGAGAAACAGUCGUUGAUCUCUAUGCAGGGAUUGGCUACUUCACAUUGCCAUAUUUGGUCCAUGCCAAGGCUUCACAUGUCCAUGCCUGCGAGUGGAACCCAGAUGCUGUCGAUGCCCUGAGGAAAACUCUCGCACUGAACAGUGUAUCGGAUAGGUGCACCAUACAUCAGGGUGACAACAGAGAGACUUGUCCAAGGAACAUUGCUGAUCGAGUCAACUUAGGGUUAAUACCCUCCUCAGAAGAGGGAUGGCCUGUAGCAUGCAGAGCGCUGAGGUCUACUGGGGGCUACCUUCAUAUCCAUAGCAACGUCACUUCAAAGCAUUCCAGUAACCCAGACUGCAGUGUUAACCUUGACAACAACACAGACAAGUCUGAUUCUCCAAUAUGUUUGAAAUGUGGAAAUGCAAUUCAUGUCAAUUUCAAACACAGUUCAGAUAUUGGAAAAGGAAAUAAUAAUUUGCAAGGAAAUCAUGAAGAACAACAGAGAUAUCAAUGUUAUGAUCGAGUCAACACUGAUGAUUUAACCAAUAGCAACUGUGAUGCAUCAAAAGACAAAGAUGCUUUAGAGACAGAAUUGAGCACAGAGGAACCUGUGGUAAUGGCUGUCAGAGAUGAGAAUAGCUACAGCAACAGUUAUAUUUAUGAUAAUGACAGUCUGUCUAGGAGUCUUUGUGAUAUAGACAAUUUGUCAAGGGAGAAAACUAGGAGUGACCAUGAGACCUUAGAAGAAACAAAAGCCUCAGGUCGUAGAGCCACUUACCGAAGUCAUACAUCUGUGGAAAUAACAUGUACAUGUACAAAUAAAACCAGCAAAAGUUCUGCCUCGAAAAUCAGUAGAAAAGACUGGAAUCUCUGGGCAGAGGGUGUCGCCAAGACAAUAUCACAGCUGUGCACCCAGGUCCACAAAGACAAUAAUCAAUGGACGGCCAGAAUUGAUCACAUCGAGCAUGUCAAGUCGUACGCUCCGCAUAUUGACCAUCUAGUGCUUGAUCUGGAAUGUCGACCAGUGAUAUCGAUGGAGAAUUAAAAUAAGAUAUGAUACGUA
Mizuhopecten yessoensis (Yesso scallop) is the source of this 1812-nucleotide messenger RNA. RefSeq names its product tRNA wybutosine-synthesizing protein 2 homolog. Gene Ontology annotation, biological process: tRNA methylation. Gene Ontology annotation, cellular component: cytoplasm. The transcript is spliced from 6 exons. Bases 94 to 1794 code for a protein of 566 amino acids. NCBI's taxonomy places the organism in Eukaryota, Metazoa, Mollusca, Bivalvia, Pectinida, Pectinidae. Gene Ontology annotation, molecular function: tRNA methyltransferase activity. The record is from RefSeq and is a predicted model, not a curated record.